CAAAGCAGAAGAGAGAAAGAGAGUGAGAGUGAAACAGAGAGAGAGAAAGAGAGAAAGAGAGAGAGCACGAGAGAGAGAUAGAGACAGACAGACAGACAGAGGUCCCUCACAUAUACUUCAGAGCUAUCAGUUAAAAAUGAAUACCAAACAAUUAAUGACUGACUUGUGAAGCUCUGAACUUCAGCUGAACUCCAGGUUCAACUUUUUGGCUCGCUGGAUAAUAUGAUAGCUCGAGAUAUUUCACCUGAACUCAUGGAUCCAAAGAAAUGCUACUAAGAGGACGACAGAGCAGCUAGGGCCUUACCUGAAUGUGUUCAACCAUAAACAACGCUCUUCCCUUUAGUUUCAGGUGUGAGGGACCAGUAAACUCUAACAGACUUCAUGGGGGAGUGUCGAUGUCUAGCACUCACAGAUUCAGUGCAAGUGCCAGGGUCUGGGCCAAUUAUUCUCCUCAGCAAUCAGAGAUGGACUGGACCUGGCAGGAACUAAUGGCAAUCACAGAUCUGCAGGAAUUUGAGGUCCCAAAUGAAAAUCCAUUUGAGGCUGGUUCAUAUCACUCAAUGGAGCCAGUGGUGCAUUAUGGGAGCUGUGGGAUGAACCUGGUAGAACCCAAUCCACCCAUCUGUCAGACGAGCCCUGCUGCUGCAUUUGAAGCUGGGUACGCUGAUGCAAUAUCCCCUUACCAACGCUUGAACCCAAACGUGGAGAUGCACUAUGGACACGGAGGGUGCCAGGUUACCAGACUACCACCAAACGCACCACCUCUUCAACCUCCACUAAUGAGCCUAAUGGAUCCCAUGAACAUGACAAAUACCAAUCAGGGACAAAGGAAACACUGCAACGGAAACCCAGACGAUCUCGAGUCAGACUCUGGGCUUUCUUUGGGUUCAAGCCCACCGCUUGCCUCACCUGAGAACGAAGUCCAUGGGGCGGUUACAUAUUUACCACGAGACGGCUAUACCGAAGGUGACUUAGACGGCAUCGAGGACCCGCGUCACAUGAGACCAAACAUAAACACCCCUAUGGAUUAUUCACAAGCGUUUGGGUCCUAUUCUGGACAUUCCUACUUUCCCGUCGCACCAAACCCACAACCUGCCCAGCAGCAUGUGCAUCAGCAUGCACCAUCCAUGAAACAGCAGUUUUUUCCUGCAACUCUUCACGAGCCCCUUGUAAACCAUGCAAGCACACCGAGAGCAGGCUCUUUUGACUCACCAAACCCCAAAACAAAAGAGGCUGGCGUCUCUAGCCCCCUCACCAGGGACGAGCGGAGAGCAGUUGCACUCCAAAUCCCUUUUCCUCUUGAAAAGAUAAUCAAUCUGCCUGUAGAUGACUUCAAUGAGCUACUAAGCAGACAUGCACUAAACGAUGCCCAGCUCACACUCGUGCGUGACAUCCGCCGUCGCGGCAAGAAUAAAGUUGCGGCGCAGAACUGCCGCAAGAGGAAGCUGGAAAACAUUGUGCACUUGGAACAUGAGCUUGGUCAGCUAAGGGCCCGCAGGGAACAUCUAGCACGAGAGAGGCUAGAGUUCCAACAAAACCUCACCAUGCUGAAGUGUCGUCUCUCCGAGCUUUACGCUAAACUAUUCUCCCAGUUACGGGAUGAGGAAGGACACCCAUAUUCUCUGGAGGACUAUUCGCUCCAACAAAGUAACGAUGGUAACCUUUACCUUCUGCAACGGAACAAUUCAUUGGAUGGGGAAUAAAUGAGGGACUUACCAUGAUUUAAAUUUUUUUUUUUUUUAAAAAUGUGUGUCCUUGAUGUAGCAAACCCCAAAUCAUCCCCCAAAAACCACACAGCAUGCUGGCUAUGUUUCUUAGCAAAAAAUAAAGUGCAAUGCUCAUGAUGCUACGUAUAUAAUAAAGCAUUAACUUAGGAAUCGCGCAUUUUAUCACUUUAAAAAAAACUUUAUUUACAUAUAAAAACUAGUUAAGAGUUCAUUCCCCACAUCAUCCAUUUGGUCCUAAAAAAAAAAAGAAAUUAAAAAUGUUAGCAAGAAAUUAACUAAAUGUCAAUCACAAUGGAGGAAACAAUAAUUACCUUUGGGGUGCCUGAUGAAAACAGGCAAAAAGCAUUCAUUCGGGAUAAUAAAACCUUCGCAUCAAAUUCCUAGAAGGCAGAAAACAAAAUUGCCAGUCAAUACAUAGACAAGACCACUGCAUGCAUUAAUCUGAAGGGACAGACUCGAGUUACACUGUUUAGCAAUGUACAUUUGUUCCAGCUCAUUCUUCUCUCUGUAGUUACUUUCCUGUUUGUUUUUUUAAAUUAGGACACUGAAUGCAAAGUUCAGAAUACUGUACUGCAUCUACAAUGAAUAAAAUGAGUUGUGUCCUGUGGUAA
Tachysurus fulvidraco (yellow catfish) is the source of this 2338-nucleotide messenger RNA. RefSeq names its product nuclear factor, erythroid 2 (gene nfe2). The transcript has 4 exons. Gene Ontology annotation, biological process: regulation of transcription by RNA polymerase II. Gene Ontology annotation, molecular function: RNA polymerase II cis-regulatory region sequence-specific DNA binding; DNA-binding transcription factor activity, RNA polymerase II-specific. Bases 309 to 1703 code for a protein of 464 amino acids. NCBI's taxonomy places the organism in Eukaryota, Metazoa, Chordata, Actinopteri, Siluriformes, Bagridae. The record is from RefSeq and is a predicted model, not a curated record. Gene Ontology annotation, cellular component: nucleus.